GUUCAUAGGCGGCAAACAACAUUCAUCUUGUCAUCGUCUCUUUUCAUGUUGUUGUCUUUCACUGGGACCUGAAGUGAUCCUAAACUGGACUAUGAUGAUGGUGGAGGGUCUUCAAUCGGUUCCUUUCAGCCCACAGGAGGACUCAGAACACCAGCCUCUAAACCUGAAGCCCAGACACCAGGACCUGGUCCCCACACCAUGUGGACCGGUGCUGUUGGGUUGGAGUCUGUUGUCGUCACACUUUGGUCACUCACUCCAUCCCCCAGACUUCAGUCUGACUGCUGUUGUGGGUUGGGUCUUCCACCAACACUGCUGUUGAAACCAUGCUCUUGCUGGUGUCCACGCACUUGUCCGCUGUAAAAUCCACGCCCUCUUCCUCUGCCUCUGUAGCAAAACUGUCUGCUCCUGUGGGGACAGUCUCGAGCCCAAUGUCCAUAUUCAUUGCAAUGAGGAAGAGAUGGUCGGAGCUGUCAUGCCCUCUCAGACUCUACUACUCUUUCACCAUCCUGUCUCUGCUGGUGCUGGUUGGGAUCACCCUGUCCAGUAUCGUCAAGCAACGCAUGAGCAGAGACGUCUCCGAUGAGGACAACUUCACCGUGUCUCUCAUUCUGCUUUUUGGGACCUUUUUCUGUAUCUACUACAUCAGUCGUGGAGUUCUGCAGGAGAACAGACAGGAGAUGAUAGCCUUCAUUGUCUGCAUCAUCGUCAUCAUGGUUCGGUCACUGGUCAACUUUUUUCUGCUGAGGUCAAAGGGCAAACAGGAGCUGGAGCCUCGUUUCCUGUACAUCAUGGUUCUGAGUGUCAUCCACAUCAUCAUCUGCAUCGUGUACGUCUUUUGGGUUAAACCCAGAUGGAUGGCGUUCCGUGUGGGCGGGGCAUUGGAGAGUCUCCAGAACCAGUACUUCUUGCUCAACCUCUGCUUCUCCAUGGUGACCUUUGACCUGCAGGCCCAGCUGUGUCUGUGCAUCCUGAUCACAACAACAGAAUCCAACAUGUCCCCCACCAACGCCAUCAUCCUGGGUGUCGGGGUGGUCUGGGCCGUGGUGGUCGCCGCCGUCGGCGCUGUGGCGGUUUUAAAGGAGGUCAAGGUCUUGGUGUGGAUCUUCAUGGUGCUGAACCUUCUCCAGGUCCCCCUCUUUAUCUAUGUGAUGUACGAGAUCAUUAAACAGUGGUACUCGAACUCCGUCUACACCUUGGAAGCUGCCGCUGUCACCGGGGCGUUGGUUUCUCUGCUCAUUAAAGGGGUUCUGCUGUGGGCUCUGGUCCGACUGGUGCAGAACUUCGGCCAAGGCCUCAGGGAGAGGAUGUUCACAGGCGUCGAAAUGACAGAACCUGAGGACGAAGGACGGCGCUGACACGUGGAUCCAUGAGUCCAGUGUGCUCCGUCCCAGGUCUGGUCUUUAACGCUGAGCUGAUGAUGUGGUGGAACCCCCCCCCACCACCACCACCCCCACUACCACCUGUAUGAAACCACUGAUCUGCCUUCAUACCGUGGACUCCAUGGGUUUGACAUGUGUUCUUUUUCCUCUGUGAACACUGUAAAGUCUGAACCACUGGGGUCUGAAAUCACACACAAACAGAUGCUUUUAACCCAGAAAGACCCAGACACACUUUUACAUCAGCUCCAAAACGAACUUUUCUCUCUGUUUAACCUUUCAUAAGCACCAUUUAUGCUUAUUCUCUGUAUUUUGCAUUUUUUCAGUGAAAAUUAAGCAUUUUCCUAUAUUUAAUUGACUGAUCGUGUAGGUUUUGAUAAAA
Messenger RNA from Sphaeramia orbicularis (orbiculate cardinalfish), 1758 nucleotides. RefSeq lists its product as uncharacterized. The record is from RefSeq and is a predicted model, not a curated record. The transcript has 10 exons. The coding region runs from base 324 to 1355 and encodes 343 amino acids. Lineage: Eukaryota; Metazoa; Chordata; Actinopteri; Kurtiformes; Apogonidae.